Molecule: messenger RNA, 639 nt
Organism: Blepharisma stoltei
Lineage: Eukaryota; Ciliophora; Heterotrichea; Heterotrichida; Blepharismidae
Source: the annotation of a GenBank genome assembly
AUGGUGCCUGCUCAGAUAAAGAUUCUGAUUAAGUUACUCUUAGAUCUGACCUUUUUCUUCCUCGUAUUUUCCAUAUAUCUCAUAAACAGCUUCCGCUUCAUGAAAACCAAUCACAUAGGAAUGACAGAACUUUCUGUAAAAUCAAGAAUAGACGGCGUUUACGAGAUUGGAGCUUUUAAAGCCUUUGAAAAUCAUUGGUGCCCUAAUCUCGGCUCAAUUGACGCUAUCUGUGACAAUAUAAACGACUGGAAAAAAGCUGGGGUUUUAUUUAUAGUAUUCACAUCUUUUGCACAUGUAUUUAUGGUCUUUGGAAUGGUCAAUUUAAUACUGAAAUCCUGUUUCUGUUGUUUUAAACUGAGAAUAAUGAAGGAUUUAGAAAAUUAUAUAUACCCUUUGCUUUAUUCUUUAAGCUUGAUUUUAUAUGUAACAGUCAGCAAAGUGUUUACACUUGAAAAACCUAUGUAUUAUAGUGAUGCUUAUAACGUCAAAGCAGAGUCAGGGCUGGUUUUAAUGUUCGUUGCCCUAAGUUUUAGCUUGGUAAGUGGUGGAUAUUACUUUUACUUCCGAAGGGAAAUCAAUGGGUAUUGUGAAGUUGCUGGGAAAGAAAGCUUCCUGAUGCGAAAUGUAGAAAAAGUCUAA